Messenger RNA from Dromiciops gliroides (monito del monte), 5183 nucleotides. It is a transcript of the gene ACAP3, whose product is annotated as ArfGAP with coiled-coil, ankyrin repeat and PH domains 3. NCBI's taxonomy places the organism in Eukaryota, Metazoa, Chordata, Mammalia, Microbiotheria, Microbiotheriidae. The record is from RefSeq and is a predicted model, not a curated record. Gene Ontology annotation, molecular function: protein binding; GTPase activator activity. Gene Ontology annotation, cellular component: cytoplasm.
AUGUGUGACAGGCAUUGGGAGGCUAGCCACGUCACCUCCGUGGACCUCAGUUUCCUCCUCUGUAAAAGGCGAGAGUCUCCGUCGGAGACCCUCCCGCGGACCCUCCUGCGAUCCCGGGGGUGCCGCCUCCGAGAGGGGGCGGAGUCAGAGGCGCCGGACAAAGGCCAGGCAGAUGUAAAUGACACGCGGGUGCCCAGGGAGGGGCUUAUGGGGAAAGGGGGCGCGGCGGCGGCGGCGGCAGGACUUUGGCGACGCUCCCUGCGCGGUGACAGGCCCGGCGGGGCGGGCCGGGGCGGGCCGGGGCGGGCGCUGCAGCGGCCUCAUUCCCCAGCCCUGGCGGGCGGGCUGGCUGGCGAGCGAGUGGAGCCGACAGGAGCGGGCGGAGCGCAGCGCAGCCCGGCCGGGACGGGCUGGGGUGGCCAUGGCACGGGCGCUUCCCCUCUGAGAGCCCGGGUCGCGGGCGGAGCCGCAGAAAUGACGGUGGAGUUCGAGGAGUGCAUCAAGGACUCGCCCCGAUUCAGGGCAACCAUAGAUGAGGUGGAACAGAUGUGGUGGAGAUUGAGGCAAAUUGGCAAGGUGAGAGACCUCCUCUGUGUCCAUCAUUCCCAUAGCUGCGGGGGAGGAGCCUGUGUUGAUCCCCUGGUCAAACUCUGUAGUGGGAUGAUUGAGGCUGGCAAGGUCUACAACACCAACAAGCACUUUGUCAGCGGUGUCCGGGACCUUUCCCAGCAGUGCCGCAACGAUGAGGUGGUCUCGGAAUGUCUACAGAAAUUUGGAGACAGUCUUCAGGAAAUGAUCAACUACCACAUGAUCCUGUUUGACCAGGCCCAGCGGUCAGUGCGGCAACAACUCCACAAUUUUGUCAAAGAUGACGUUAGGAAAUUCAAAGAAACAAAGAAACAAUUUGACAAGGUUCGAGAGGACAUGGAGUUGUCUCUGGUGAAGAAUGCGCAGGCUCCACGGCACCGGCCACAUGAGGUUGAGGAAGCCACCGGAGCACUGACCCUCACCCGCAAAUGCUUCCGCCACUUGGCUCUGGAUUAUGUACUUCAGAUCAACGUCCUUCAGGCUAAGAAGAAGUUUGAGAUCUUAGAUGCGAUGCUGUCCUUCAUGCAUGCACAGUACGCCUUCUUCCAGCAGGGUUACAACCUCUUGCACCAACUGGACCCCUACAUGAAGAAACUGGCUGCAGAGCUGGACCAGCUGGUGAUUGACUCUGCGGUGGAGAAGCGGGAGAUGGAGAGAAAACAUGCCCUAAUCCAGCAGAGGACUUUGCUGCAGGACUUCUCCUAUGAUGAAUCCAAAGUGGAGUUUGAUGUAGAUGCUCCCAAUGGCGUGGUCAUGGAGGGAUACCUCUUCAAGAGAGCCAGCAAUGCCUUCAAGACAUGGAAUCGGAGGUGGUUCUCCAUACAGAACAGCCAACUGGUCUACCAGAAGAAGCUCAAGGAUGGGUUGACCGUGGUGGUGGAAGAUCUCCGUCUCUGCACUGUGAAGCCAUGUGAGGACAUAGAGAGGAGAUUUUGCUUCGAGGUGGUCUCCCCUACAAAGAGCUGCAUGCUACAGGCUGACUCGGAGAAGCUCCGCCAGGCCUGGGUUCAGGCAGUCCAGGCCAGCAUUGCUUCGGCUUACCGGGAAAGUCCUGAUAGCUACUACAUUGAGAGACUGGACCGAACGGCAUCCCCGUCCACCAGCAGUAUUGACUCCGCCCCAGACACCAGGGAUAGAAGCAGCAAGGGGGAGGGCAUCCUACAGCGGGUGCAGAGUGUGGCGGGCAAUGGUCACUGUUGUGACUGUGGGCAGCCUGACCCCCGCUGGGCCAGCAUCAACCUAGGUAUCCUGCUGUGCAUCGAGUGCUCAGGCAUCCACAGGAGUCUGGGGGUCCACUGCUCCAAGGUCCGGUCCCUGACACUGGACUCCUGGGAACCAGAGCUGCUGAAGCUGAUGUGUGAACUUGGGAAUAGCACCGUGAACCAGAUCUAUGAGGCUCAGUGUGAAGAACUGGGGCUCCAGAAGCCAACAGCCUCAAGUUCCAGGCAGGACAAGGAGGCUUGGAUCAAGGUCAAGUAUGUGGAGAGAAAGUUCCUGAAGAAGCUUCCAGGGGCUGGGGUGGAGGCCAGUGAGACGACGGGUCGGGGAGAGGCCAAGCCCAGGCGAUGGAGCAUGAAGAAAUGUCGACGACACCACAGUUCUCCCCGGGUGCCCCGGAUGCGACGCCAGCUCCGGCAAGAGCCUGCCGCCAUCUCUCCCGCAGCCCUAUCUUCAGCCAGCACUUUGGAACGGAAAUUUCGACGUGACUCUCUCUUCUGUCCUGAUGAGCUGGACUCACUCUUCUCUUACUUUGACACCGGAGCGGCUGGGGCGGGACCAAGAAGUGCUGGCCACAUGUCUGCGCAGGCCCCCCCAGCAGCUGGUCAGUGGGACAGUGGCCUGGGCCCCGGGGGCACUGAGGCGUGCCUCCCGGCCGGAGGUCUGAGCAGCGACAGUGGCCUCGGUGGCAGCACGGAUGGAAGCUCAGACGUCCUGGUCUUUGGCUCUGUGGUAGACAGUGUCAUGGAAGAAGAGGGUGAAGUAUCUGAAGACUCAAGCGCUGAGGGGGACCGGGAGACCUGGGACCUGGAGGACAGCCGGGAACUGCACCCGGGGCUGCUGGCCUACAGGGCGGCCCGAGCCCGAAACCUGCCUGUCCUGGCUGAGGCGCUGGCCCAUGGGGCUGAGGUCAAUUGGGUCAACGAGGAGGACGAGAGCAAGACGCUGCUGAUCCAGGCAGUGAUGGGGGGUUCCUUGAUCAUCUGUGAAUUCCUUCUCCAAAAUGGGGCUGAUGUGAACCAAAGAGACAGCCUGGGGCGGGCACCCCUCCAUCAUGCCACCUACCUGGGUCAUACGGGACAGGUCUGUCUGUUCCUAAAGCGUGGGGCUGACCAGCACUCACUGGAUCAAGACCAACAGGACCCACUGGCCAUAGCUGUCCAGGCUGCCAAUGCUGAUAUUGUUACUCUGCUUCGGCUGGCUCGAAUGAAUGAGGAGAUGAGGGAAGCUGAGGGACCCCUUGGACAACCAGGUGAUACUACCUAUCUGGACAUCUUCCGGGAGUUCUCCCACAUGGCAUCCCACCACCCAGAGAAACUCAACCGGCAGAGCCUCCAUGCCAGCCCCUCAGCCCAAUAGCCUCUCCCUUCUCCUCUCCAGGGGGCUGGGCUGGGCCUUCAGCCUGAGCGUGAACUGUCCCUGCCUGGUUUUAGGGAGCAGCAGUGCCGUCCCUCUAGGGGAGGGAAAGGGGAGAAAAUUUCUCUAUACCAUGCCUGUCUCUAGGAUUUGUCCACUAGCCUGGAGCCAGAGGAAAGGGGGAGAUAAUUUAGGGCUCAGCUGGACUGAGUCUGAGAUCUUUGCCCCUCUGCUUGCUGAGUGGUUCCAUAGGGAGGGGAGGGAGACCCCUAUGCAGGAGCUGAUGGACUCUUUUUAGGGCUAGAUGAGACACCCCCAUCCUAGUUACUGAACAUCUGGACCUAUGUCCUUCUCAGCCUCACAGGCCCUAGUCUUCUGCUAGGGGGCUAAAACUCUCCCCAACCCACCCCCUGCCCCUGCAUUGAGUCAGGCAACUGUUGUCCUCAGCCCCUGCUGAGGCAACUUUCAGCAGAGCAGUUUCAUGUCCUAUAUGCAUUGUUCAAGUCUCUUUGCUAGAGUGAGUAGCUCAGGGGAGCCAGGGACCAGCAUAUUAUCCAUUCUCUUCUCGAUCCUGAGUGGCUGGUCCGUUCCCAUAUGAUGCAGGCCAAGACCUCAGUACCCAACAAACAGCUUCUCUUAGGGAAGCGGCUUCCUGGUUUGGGUCAUUCCUGUGAUGGACAAGGUUUGGGGGGUGAGGGGGUCAGUGCCCCAGCCCCAAUAAAGCCGAGGAUAGAGAAGCAGCACCCUGUGCUCUUGUGUUUGGGGCUCCCCCCUAACCUCCUUUAGCCACAGGAUAUGGGCUCCCCCUGGGGCUCUCAACACCAGCCACUGUGUGGCCCUUCCACCAGCCUGCUGCCCUUCACCUUGGAAUUCCCCCUCAGCCCUAAGGAAUGGGGAUCCUCCCCCUUCAUUAUCACCCCCAAGCAGCUGGUCCAUGGGCAGCAGUCCCCCUCCCUGCCCUAAAUCGCUGUGAGCCCAGGGGAAAUGCCAACUUGUUUUAAUACCCAGUUAAGGCAGGUGGAUGGGAAGUCUGCUGCGGGGGGGCUUGGUGCCCCUGAUCUCAUGGGGAGUUUUCUGCACUGGUGCUUUCUCUUUGCAGAGAAGAGAGGACUGUUGCUUCCUUAGCGGGGGGUAUUGGUGACAAGGGAGGACAGCCCUGGGCUCAGCAGAAGGGCCGGGGUCCAUAGCAGGGGGCUUCUGGGAAGCUCUGGAGCUGAGGGUUGUACAUGGGCAGGUAUUUUCGGAAACAUUUGGCCAUCUUGUUAUCGCACUCGCACAUCAUUUUCUCACACCGGUCCCGAGUCUUCACUGUGGGAAAGAGGUGGGGUGAGAGAUGGAGGGGUCACCCAAGGCCCUUUCCCCUCAUGCCCUUUGCUCAUGUGCACGUGGCCACCCCUCCAGCAGUCAUUGUCCUCCACCCCACAAUCCUCUUUUUUUCUUUUUUUUUUUUUUUUACAGGGCAAUGAGGGUUAAGUGACUUGCCCAGGGUCACACAGCUAGUAAGUGUCAAAUGUCUGAGGCUGGAUUUGAACUCAGGUCCUCCUGAAUCCAGAGCCAGUGCUUUAUCUACUGCACCACCUAGCUGCCCCGCCCCAAUCCUCUUUAUGGAGAAGACUGGACAGAGGGAAGGAACCUCAUAUAGCAUAGAACAGAGAGAGAGUGGACCAGUGAGAUUCUCCCUUUGAGUCACCCCUCCUCUGCCCCAAUUCCUAGACUACAUCUCUUCCUCCUCUUCUUCCCAUCCAUCUUCCUGGGUUAAGCUCUAGAACUCACCACACUUCACCUUGGUCCCCAGGUUAAGGUAUCUGUAGGUGUGAGAGCCAGGGGUGCAGCCAAACACCUGUGCCUUGUUGUAACAGCAGUCGUGACUGUGACAACACCUGUGGUGGGGGGCAGACAUCUGAUCAGCAGCUCAGUUGAAAACAAUCUUGGGAUCUCAGUGGAUCAUACAUUCAAUAUGGGUCCACAGUGGGAUUGCGGGAGGCAAAAUAAACUAAUGAAACCUUAGACUGCAUUGAGAA